CCCACACUCCCGACUGACACUUCCACAGGCACCGCAAGCCGACUCGGAGCCAUCAACUUCAGCGGAGGCCCCUGCGCCCUGAAACAUUCAGACCGACCUGUCCCUGCACGUCUCCGAGGUCCCUUUGCGCGACGAAGGAAGAUAAGUUGGUGACAUCGCAAUCAAACGGCUGCUUCCUCAGCACGCAUCCAUCACACGCACAAAUCACCCAGAAAACAGCAUCGCAUGUCUUUGCUAUUGCGGCUCUUUGAGUCCGCAUACUUUACACCUCAGCUGGCCGUAUCCUAUUUGGACACAUAUGCGGAGAAUGUUGGCAUCACCUACUACCUGGUUGAUUGGUUGAGGAAGAAGGGUGGCGAUUCGGUGGAUUUUUAUUGGCCGCAGAUCUGCUACUUGCUCAUCACACGACCGUCAGAGUCUCGCGCUCUCGAAUGCUUCGUGCUGCAGCGGUGCGAUGAGUCGGUUCACGUCGCGUUGCUGACACUAUGGCAUUUUCAGGCUGCGCUCUCGGAUCUCAGCGCGACACCUCAAUCCCCAUCCUUCGCCGUGUGCCAGCGCAUCUUCAAUGCUUGUCAGAGAAUCCUAUUCGACGAUCCCCUCUCCUCGGCAUCUCUGGUCGUUACCUCGUCCUCGUCAUCUUCUGCGGUGGGCUCUGGUCGCCGAAGACGGAUGAUUGUGGCAGCGGGGAAACGAGUUGUAGCCAAGGUUCUUCCGAGCAACCCAAAGGCCAGCGCGGUCGGCAUUGGCGCUGUGCUCGCUAGUGUACCUGGCAUGCCCGAGUUGGCUCAUGUCGCGGGCACGAUAGCUAUCGAGCAGGGACGCAGGAGACCGCUGGGCCUGGACAGGGCAGGACUGGAAGGUGAUGCUGGCCCACAAUGCGACUCUUCAGACGAAGCGGAAUUCUCAGAUGUGGAAGAAGCUGAGGAGUCACAACCUGGGGAAAACUCAGCUCCAACGUCAGCGACGAGUACCUCGAAAACUGUAGCGGCUUCAGGGCAGCCCACAGCUGACACAGCCGUCUCGGGACGCCAGCCUGUCGGCCCGGCACGGACAGCCACUGCACCGCCUGCGUCCAGUGCAUCCUCCGGAGGCAUUCUGAAGACGCCAAUUAACGGCAAAGCAUCAUCAUCAAAUCCUUUUGCGACCUUUGCCUCUCGUUUCGAUGCCGGCUUCAACGAGUUCCGUGGCAAGGCAGCCGCUGCUGUUGGAGAUGCGUUGGGACAAACACUAGGGGUCGAGUUUGUCCCUGGACCAACACCAGCAGCUCGAGCGCCAAAACCACCUCCCGCUUGGCAUCCUCAAAGGCGGCCACGACCGUCUCUGCAAAGGCAGGCGUCGCGUUUCCGCUCGGUACCCAAUCUUGCGCCGGAAGCAGGUGAUGGAAGCAUGUCUCCCUUCGCUUCUACCGCCGCGCUGCCAUCUGUCGAAGACAAUCCUCAGUCAGCGGACACGAUCCUCACGCAGUACGACGAAGAAGCGCGGAGACGCUUACUUAGGUCGAAUUACUGCCGCGAGCAGACACAAUUCCUCCUCACGCUCCAAGACAUCUCUGCUAGACUUUUGCUGAUUCCAAAGCCUGCAAGAGUGUCGGCGUUGCGCGCGGAACUAACGCAGCUGAAUCACAGGCUGCCAAGUGAGGUGUGUUUCCCUCUCUGGUGUCGUGCAGAUGUGCAAGAUGGGCGUUUGACCAGUGCCGCAAGUAUCGCCGCAGAGACUGGGGCCGCUGUAGUCGCUCCCGACCACGCACCCGGAGACCGACAUCACCGCGUGGUCCGCAUCAAUCCUUCGGAAGCAGUCGUGCUCAAUUCGGCAGAUCGAGCGCCCUUCUUGCUGCAUGUCGAAAUCCUUCAUGAUGAUCUCGACUUCGACCCGCAGCGCAGACAAAAUCGCGAGAGUCUGAAAAAGCUGGUGCUUCAAGAGGACGCUCGCAGGCGAAAGUUCGCUCUGUCGAGGAGCUUCUCCCAUGCAGACUCUAGCAAGGAAACCAUCGGCAGUCGCAGGGAUACUACGGAAGGCACGGCAAAUUCGUCCAGUCAGCCCACCACGCCGUCGGCGGGACCGCCGGGAACCCCUCAUGUAGAGCCGCGAACACUUGCCCCUGAUGCAGCCAUCACGCGCGGAAAGACUCCGCCGCCGCCGACUCGUGUCAGAACCCCGAUGCCUGAGGACGACGGCGAAGAGAUCGACUUGACCGAACAGGCGUAUGGCUCUGACUUGGCAGCGUUCGGAGAGGUGCGUGAUCCGGAAAGCGAGGAGGAGGAGGACUUGACCACGAUGAAUCGCGUCCACGACACUGCAGCAUGGACCUCAACACCAGACAAGGAGCACAGUGGCAAGGAAAGCAGUACAAAACACGCGACGAGUGGUUCGUCGGGUAAUAACCGCGCCUUUUCUCUCGACGAAUACUCUGAAAGAAUGAAGACAGCGGCUGUCAUGCUGGCGCAGCUCAAUCGCAGCACAAAUGCGGCGGCGCAGCCGAUUGUAGUACACAAUCCUCACGUGAGCGCGACCGCUCAAGGUGGUUGGUCGAGCUGGUUGAUUGGCACCAGUUGGGCCUCCAGCAACUCUUCCGGCAGCCCGAGCGAAGCGGGCCAGGGUAGCGCUGGCAUCAAAGCACCCGUCAACGGUAGUACAGCUCCUGCCGCACCUCGAGCUUCCACUGCAGGCUCCGUGACGGAGGGUCUGCAACAAGCCCUCUCCAUCGGGACUGCCAGCACGGGCACAUCGAAUGCCGCCGCAACUUCUGCCAAGGUGAUGCACACGGAUACAGAAGCUAUUCGACGUCGCAUCAUGCAGGAGAUGAUGGCGCUAGAAGAGGAGCGUAUGGAACGAAUGAAGGUGGCGCCUCGCAACAUGGGUCGCACAGGUCGAGGCAAGCGAGGCGGUGCUGGAAGAGCUGACGAGGACGAAGCGACAGUCAUGCGAGCGGUCAACAAAGAUGACCCGUCCGCUGCGAUAUUUCGGGAGAGUUGGGCGGCGAAAAGGUCCAGAAUCAGAGCGUCUAGUCCGUAUGGCCACUUGGAUUCGUGGGACGUCUUUUCGGUCAUUGUCAAGACUGGUGCCGACUUGCGGCAAGAGCAGCUCGCAGUGCAGCUGAUCGCAGAGUUUGGCAGGAUAUGGAAGGAGACGGGCUCGCGUUGCUGGGUGCGGUACUUUCGCAUUCUCGUCACGAGCGAGAACUCCGGAUUAAUGGAGACCGUCACCGACGCGGUCUCUGUGCACUCUAUCCGCAAAGAAGCUUACACUCGACGCGUCAACGAGGGAAAGCUGGGCAAUUAUUCGCUGUAUGAUCAUUUCGUUGAGACAUUCGGCGACCCGUCUUCCAGCAAGUUCGGCAAAGCGCGUGAACGAUUCAUGGAAUCGCUUGCUGCCUAUUCCAUCAUCUCGUACCUCUUGCAGAUCAAGGAUCGCCACAAUGGAAAUAUUCUCAUCGAUGGCGAAGGCCACGUGAUUCACAUCGAUUUCGGGUUCAUGCUUGGAAUAUCUCCCGGGGGCGUCGGAUUUGAAGCAGCUCCUUUCAAAUUGUCGCAGGAUUACAUCGACAUUAUCGGCGGUUUGGAUUCACCAAAAUUUGUCGAGUUCAAAGCGCUCUUCCAAGCUGGUUUCCGGGAUGUGCGCAAGCAUGCAGAACGUAUCAUUAUGAUGGUGCAGCUCAUGCAGCGAGGCUCCAAAUUGCCCUGCUUCUCCCUGGGAGAGCUCACUGCAUCCAACCUGCGAGAUAGAUUCCAGCUUGCGCUGAGCUCUUCUCAGUGCGAUGCUUUUGCUGAGCGUCUCGUCGAGUCUUCUGCAAACAGCGUGUUUACGCGAUUAUAUGAUACGUACCAAUACCACUCUCAAGGCGUAUUGUAGAAAUUUGCGCCAAGUCACGCAUCACAAUGCACUGCUUUG
Molecule: messenger RNA, 3888 nt
Organism: Ceraceosorus guamensis
Lineage: Eukaryota; Fungi; Basidiomycota; Exobasidiomycetes; Ceraceosorales; Ceraceosoraceae
Exons: 7
Coding region: 226-3849 (1207 amino acids)
Biological process (GO): phosphatidylinositol phosphate biosynthetic process; phosphatidylinositol-mediated signaling
Cellular component (GO): membrane; cytoplasm
Molecular function (GO): 1-phosphatidylinositol 4-kinase activity
Source: RefSeq, a predicted model, not a curated record